AUGUCGGACUCACAACAAUAUGGUAUUGAAACGGAUUCCAUGACAUUGCAAAGAUUCGUGCUUGCUGAGCAGAAGAAUCAUCCCGAGGCUAGUGGAGAUUUUACAAAUUUGCUGACAUCUCUUCUAACAGCAGUGAAAGCCAUCUCAAGCGCAACCCAAAAGGCAGGAUUGGCUCAAUUGUACGGAAUUGCCGGUGUCACCAAUAUACAAGGAGAGGAAGUAAAGAAGUUGGAUGUGCUAUCAAAUGAGCUCAUGAUUAAUAUGCUUAAAUCCAGCUAUACUACCUGCAUGCUCGUUUCUGAAGAGAAUGAUGAAAUUAUUGAGGUGGAGGAAAGCAGGCAAGGACACUACAUUGUAACAUUCGAUCCCUUAGAUGGAUCUUCAAAUAUCGAUUGCCUCGUUUCUAUUGGGACAAUUUUUGGUAUAUACAGGAAGAUAAGUGAAAACGGUCCAUCGCUGGCCGAUGUUUUGCGACCUGGAAAUGAAAUGGUGGCCGCUGGUUAUGCGCUCUACGGUUCGGCAACUAUCGUGGUAUUAACCACCGGCAACGGUGUCAAUGGCUUCACACUUGAUCCGUCGAUAGGAGAGUUCAUACUGACUCAUCCAAAUAUGAAAUGCAAGUCGAAAGGAAGCAUAUAUUCGUUGAAUGAAGGAUAUGCAAAAACGUGGAGCAAAGGUAUUGCAGAAUACAUCCGUACUCGAAAAGAUCCAGCGCCGGGCAAGAAGGCUAUGGGACAGCGCUAUGUGGGCUCAAUGGUUGCUGAUGUACACCGGACGCUUUUAAACGGCGGUAUUUUCUUGUAUCCAGCAACGGCAAGUUCACCAAAUGGAAAGCUUCGUCUUCUCUAUGAAUGUAAUCCAAUGGCGAUGAUACUCGAACAGGCUGGAGGCUUAGCCACCACGGGGAAGAUGCGCAUUUUGGACGUUGUUCCCAAAACGAUUCACGACCGCUCGCCUAUCAUUCUUGGCUCCAAGGAAGACGUUGAAGAAGCAAUGGAGUACAUUCGGAAAUUUGACAGUUAG
This is a messenger RNA of Ostertagia ostertagi, 1023 nucleotides long. NCBI's taxonomy places the organism in Eukaryota, Metazoa, Nematoda, Chromadorea, Rhabditida, Trichostrongylidae. The record is from the annotation of a GenBank genome assembly.